AGGUAGUUAUAUUUCUUCAAUUCUUGUCGAGCUGUGUUAAUAAUCGAAUUUUUUGCUUCUCAUUCCAUUCACUCAUUAUUUUUUUUAAUAUCUUUUAACCAUAGAAGUCUUUCCAUCUAAUAUACCCGCAAGGUUCCAGAUCGGAGGCUGAUCUGAGUGGAUUUAAUGACCCUACUGGCAAGACUCGUUGCUUCAGAUAUUCACAGUACAUAAUAUAUCAGAGUCCCUUUACAAGACCAGGGAUCUUUCCACCACAAUCCAACAUGAAAAGGGUCAUGACAACGAGAAUAUUCACCUUACUCUACUCACCCGAGCCGAUAAUACCAGCGGUGGCUCAGCGCUAUCUUACCUCACGAUACAAUCCUCUCCGUCCGAAGCUACAACAUUUGUACGAUAACCGAGACCCGAAUACCCUGUGGUGGAGACUGGCUACAAGACCGAUACUGGACAGGAAACGAGUGGUGCGGUCGUGGUGCUCGAGGAGAAUACGCAUCGCCUUUAUUCGAGCCUUGAAGAACCAAGGCUACGACCGAGAUGGCAGAAAAAUUGCUGACUUUCCACAAAAAGGAGAUCCACGGGGCAAGCCCGGCAUUGUAGGCUCAGCCACCCUACUGGUAUUUCCAGAAAUCCAGAAGGAGAGCAUGGCCCACGUUCAGCAAGAUGUUAGUCGCGCGGUGGCUGCCAUGAUCAAGGCAGCGAAAAAGUAUGACCAGCUGAGAUAGAAAUGUAGAGAGUGCAAGAUGAUGCUGGCCAUCAGCAUAUAUAUGUAUUUUUUUUUCAUGUAUAAAUAGUAGUCUAGUUAAUGCUAAAUAUACCAUUGUUAUACUGUCA
Molecule: messenger RNA, 831 nt
Organism: Penicilliopsis zonata CBS 506.65
Lineage: Eukaryota; Fungi; Ascomycota; Eurotiomycetes; Eurotiales; Aspergillaceae
Exons: 1
Coding region: 264-722 (152 amino acids)
Source: RefSeq, a predicted model, not a curated record